AUGACCUGCGACGAGCUGCCCGACUAUGGCAGAAGACUCAUACCACAGAUUCUCGACAAUGUGGCCAAGACUGACCCUGACCGCAUUGUGUACUCUAUCGCAGACUUCACGGAUGGAUCCCGCGACUUUCGACAUAUAUCCGCGAGGCAAUUCUCUAAGGCUGUUGACAAAACCGCCUGGUGGCUUCGAGCACAGCUUGGGACAUCAGAUCACACUCGUCCACUUGGGUACAUCGGUCCUCACGACCUGAGGCAUGUCUUACUAACAUACGCGGCGAACAAAGCUGGAUGCUCUGCUCUUUUCCUCUCACCUAAGAACAACGUUGAAGGAGCACUUGCUGUUCUUAAAACUGCAAAAUGCGACGUCUGGAUCAAUCCCAGCGAGAAGGCGCUUCUGCCCCUGAUCGAAGGGUUUCUGCAGCAACGGCCCAUGACCGUGUUGCAACUUCCGUCGCUGGAUGAACUUCUUGACGCUGAAUCAACUGAACCUUUUCACUUCACCAAGACGUUCGUGGAGGCCGCUAAUGAACCGUUCUGCAUGUUGCACACGUCCGGAACUACUGGAGUGCCAAAGCCCAUCCGGUGGACUCAUGCCCUUGUUGGGACGAUGGACGCGGUCCGAUUACUACCGCCUACCAAAGGAGACAACGGAUUGAAACCAUGGACUGCGGACUGGUGUAAAGGCGACACGCUCUACUCUUCAUUCCCAAUGAGUCACGGCGCUGGCAUCAUCAUGAAUAUCAUGAUGCCUUCGCUGUUUGACCUUCGAUGUGUGCUAGGCCCUGCCGGUGUCUUGCCCAAUAUGAACCUGGUAGAAUCCCUUGCAGAGCAUGCUGAAAUCGACAUCUGGAGCAUGGUCCCGUCACUGGUGGACGAGCUGGGAGAGACCCCUGACGUCUUGGCAAAGUUGACAAAAUCAAAGUUUAUAUGUGCUUCAGGAGGACCCGUCAGCCCAGACAUCGCCUCCAAGGUCAACGAUGUGAUCAGAAUUUUGAACUUAACUGGAACCACGGAAGGUCUGUUCAUAGGCAAUCUAGUCGUCAACCGGCAAGACUGGCUCUGGUUCGCUUUCCAUCCCUGGUCAGGUUUCGAGUUCAAGGAGAUCGAGCCAGACACCUACGAACACUGGGUUCAUCGCAAUGAGCACUGGGAACUGUUCCAAGGUAUCUUUCAGACGUUCCCAGAGAAAGACUCGGUGAACCUGAAAGACCUCUAUGUCAAACAUCCCACCAAACCUAACCUAUGGGCAUUCAAGGGCAGAAGUGACGAUGUUGUUGUGCUUUCCAAUGGCUAUAAGAUCUCUCCACUCUCACUCGAAGCUUUUAUAUCUACUCAUCCCGCGAUAGACAGCUGCCUAGUGAUUGGCAGUGGUAAAAGGCAAGCUGGACUUCUCAUCGAGCUCAGAGAUCCUACAGAGAGAGACAUUGGACUGUUCGACAGCAUCUGGGCAACCGUGGAAAAAGCAAUGGAGAACUCGCUCCACAAAGCUCAGCUUCGAAGAGCUUAUGUGACAUUCGCCGAGCCCGACAAGCCAUUCAUCAAGACCGACAAGGGUACGGUGAAGCGAGCAGCCACACUCGCACUUUACGCUGACUACAUCGACCGCUUUUACAACUCCAGAGACGAAGAGCCCGAGGCUGUGGCUAUCGACACGAGCUCCUUGGAUUUGAUUAUUGAAUCUCUUCGUGAAAUUCUGGGAUCUUCGCUGCCCAUGAUUUACGACGCUUCUCCUGACACAGACUUCUUCGACCUCGGGCUGGACUCCCUGUUUGUCUUCCAAGCCGUCAACACCAUUCGAGCCAGCUUGAAACUGCAGGAUCAGCUGGCACCAAGGCAUGUCUACGCAAAUCCAACACUGGCGAAAUUCGCGUCCGUCCUGAUGCAACUGCAUGCAGAGGCUAAGAAACAGCAAGCAGGGGUCAACGGAUCCACUCAGAAUGGAACGGGCCAUCUACGAGAUUUGAUCAGGCAACAUCAGUUGCGAACAUCAAUCCGUAUGAACCCCUUCGACUACGUCAAUCCCAACCACUACAUGGGUCUGAACUUUUACUUCCCCUUACAGGACGGCGUGAGCUUCGAAGACGCCUUUGCAAAGUUACAGGCCGGGCUUGCACGAGCACUACAGCUCAUACCAGCACUCGACGGCCGCAUGAUGUUCGAGGAUGACCAGGAGAUCGGGUAUAAGAAGGGCCAUCUUCGUCUCAGUAUUCCUCCUCUUCCUCCAAUGACUCCUUCGGGGAGACACUUUCCAGCACCGAGGCAACUGGCUUUCAAAGAUCUGUCUGAGUACUUGCCUUCGUUCGAGCGACUGCGAGAGACGGGCUUUUUGCCUUCAAUGGUUCCUGACGAUCUGGUUCUGCCGUGUCCGACCUUUCCAUCUUAUCCAGCGGAUAUCAUCGUCGCAAGGGCAAACUUUGUCAAAGGCGGAUGCAUACUCGCUGCCAACUUUCACCACGGAUGCUUGGACGGCAUCGGAGUCAUGAUCGCCCUGAAAGUAUGGGCAGAGAGCUGCAAGUUCGUCAGCGGAGACUCGACUGCAACUUGCAGUUGGCUUGACCCUGAGAGCUUCAAUCACAGCCUACUAGAGAUUCUGCACGAAGUUGAAGGAUACGCAAAACCCGCAGAAGAAGUCGACCCAGGUGUCUGGGGUUUCUUGCCGUUCCUUCGGCCAGAAGGCUUUGAGCACAAAGCGCACAUCAACGGCUUCGUCAACGGCGACAGCGAAAAGCACAACCCACCCAAGGCUUUACCUCCACCUCCAGUUUGGCCUCACAAGACGAUUUGGCCUCCGUUGCCGGAUCCAGCAGGACGCUGUCUAAAGACUACAAUGUUCUUGAUUCCCAAGCACAAGGCUGAUAAACUGAGGGAGGAUGUCGCAGCUGACCCAGCAGCCAAAGGCAUCACUUCGAUCAGCGACAUCGUCCAGGCCUUCUUUUGGAAGAUCGCCAUUCGUGCGAGGUACCGUGUUGCAACCGAGAUCCAUGGGGAAAUGAUCGCGUCCAACGACACCGCCAUCCUGGAACUUCCCAUCGAUGGUCGCCCAUACUUCUCCUCCCAACUACCAGCGACCUAUAUGGGAAGCAUGCUCAUACUCAACCGGCCGACCAUGAACUUGGAGACACUUUGUUCGCCAACAACAAGUGUUGGACAAGUCGCAACUAUUCUCCGCGAGGCUGCAGCACGCGUUACGCCGUCUCUAGUCCACGACGCCUUCACACUUCUGCAAUCACUGCCUGAAGUCAGCACCGACCGCUUCUCCAUCGCCGAUAUGGGACUCGAUGGAAUGCACGCCAUGAUCUCGAACAUGAUCCUCUUCCAGCCAAAGGAGAUCUGUUUCGGGGACAGCUUCUUUGGCAAUGGAGGGUCGCCUGAAUCUCUACGACCUCAGAUUGAUCGCGGUAACCGCCGUUUCCGAUUCUUGGUCGUCUAUCCCAUGAGGAGCGAUGGUGGUAUUGAACUAGUUCUGGGGACGCUGCCGGAUGAGCUGGACAUGUUGAAGAAAGAUGAGGAGUUCAUGAAGUAUGCUGAGCUGAUGGAUCACAGCCAGCAUUGA
Molecule: messenger RNA, 3552 nt
Organism: Zasmidium cellare ATCC 36951
Lineage: Eukaryota; Fungi; Ascomycota; Dothideomycetes; Mycosphaerellales; Mycosphaerellaceae
Exons: 6
Coding region: 1-3552 (1183 amino acids)
Source: RefSeq, a predicted model, not a curated record